UACCUUACAGAGGCAGCUGGUCCCUUCUUUACUCUGAGUCUGUGUUGUCUUGUGUUGUGCAGACGUUUACAUUUAACCCUUUUAUAGCCGUAUUGAAGGGUAAAGUCCUUCUCCGGUUGCCCCGCUGGACAGAUUCUUGUCACUGCUGUCACUCCACGUCAUAAAUUAAGUGUCAUCGCCUUAUUCAUCUCUGGAAUCUCCGCAGUAUCAGUCAUGAAGGUCCUCGUGGUGCUCGCCCUCGCUGUUUUCACUGCAGGUUGCAAUGCCAACAUCGUGUGGCAAAACCAGCCCAAACCGCAGGUCGACAUGGUGAAAGAUGCUUUUUGGGACUACGUCGCCAAGGCAACCAUGACAUCGGAGGAUUCCCUGACGCAGAUCAGACAGUCCGAGCUGGGAAAGGAAGUGAACACCCUGAUCUCUGAGAGCACCGUUGCCAUCAGCAAGCUCACCGACGCUCUGCGGACUCAGGUGGCUCCUCUGACCCAGGACCUCAUAUCUAAGUUUACCCAGGAGGCCGAGCAGCUGAAGGCUCGUCUGGAGAAAGAUCUGACCACCGUGAGCACUAACCUGCAGGAGAUGGUGGCGCAGCUCCAGAAACAGGUGGAGGAGCUGAAGACGGACGCGGCCCCCUAUGCUGAGAACAUGGACCCCGAGGCCCUGAAGGUCGUCCUGCUGCAGAAGAGCGAGGAGCUGAGAGUGCAGCUGUACAAGAAUGUGAACGAGCUGCAGGCCCAAAUGGUCCCCUACACCGAGGAGCUUAAGGAGAAGAUGGAUCAGAGCCUGGCUGAGUUUCAGAGGAGCAUGGUCCCCCUGACCCAGAGCUUUGAGACCCAGCUGACCCAGAAGACCCAGGAGAUCCAGCAGAACCUGGCUCAAAGAGGAGAGGAGCUGAGGGUCCAGCUGGACACCGACACCCAGAACCUGAGGAGGCAGCUGGAAGCUAUGUGGAAGUCCUUCACUAAGAUGACCCAGUAAACGGACUAACGUCUAUACUGUACUUUUAAUUUCAAACAUCCUGGAACAGCACAGUACAAACAUACUUUCCACAAGGUAGUCUGCAGGUAACAAAGUACACAAACAAAGACAGAAAACACAACAGCACAGCAUGAUGGGUCACAUCAUCUCCCCACAACAUGCAUCAAGGCUUUCCUUUACUCUCUUAUUAUCCCCACUAUUAUCGCAUCUGAGGAAGCUGCCCCACAUUUCAGUGAAUUUCAAAUCUUUCAGUUUGGCUAUCAUUAUGAGGCUGUAACUGUCAUGAGUUUGAUCCUUAGGUGUGCUUGUAUUUUUCCAGUUCUUUGUAUGAUCCUGGCUGCAUUACGGAAGCCUGCAAGGUAAAACGUGGCGUGCUUGCAGGGACUGAGCCAACACUGGGGGGGCCCCAAACUCAGUUUUGACUUUUUCUCUACUACCUGAUCAUCAGUGAUCUCUGGUGGAUCAGGGUUGGAUAUAUGGGACAGAUAAAAAGUGC
Cottoperca gobio is the source of this 1471-nucleotide messenger RNA. RefSeq names its product apolipoprotein A-IV a (gene apoa4a). Bases 214 to 975 code for a protein of 253 amino acids. The record is from RefSeq and is a predicted model, not a curated record. Gene Ontology annotation, biological process: cholesterol metabolic process; phospholipid efflux; cholesterol efflux. Gene Ontology annotation, molecular function: cholesterol transfer activity; phosphatidylcholine-sterol O-acyltransferase activator activity; phospholipid binding. Lineage: Eukaryota; Metazoa; Chordata; Actinopteri; Perciformes; Bovichtidae. The transcript has 4 exons. Gene Ontology annotation, cellular component: very-low-density lipoprotein particle; extracellular region; low-density lipoprotein particle.